Molecule: messenger RNA, 3589 nt
Organism: Indicator indicator
Lineage: Eukaryota; Metazoa; Chordata; Aves; Piciformes; Indicatoridae
Gene: WASHC4
Product: WASH complex subunit 4
Exons: 34
Coding region: 1-3522 (1173 amino acids)
Biological process (GO): endosome organization; endosomal transport
Cellular component (GO): WASH complex; endosome
Source: RefSeq, a predicted model, not a curated record
AUGGCGCUGGAGACCCUCUCUCCGGACUGGGAGUUCGACCGCCUCGACGACGGCUCGCAGAAAAUUCAUGCUGAAGUGCAGUUGAAGAAUUAUGGAAAAUUUCUUGAGGAGUAUACAUCUCAGCUCAAGAGAAUUGAAGAUGCCUUGGAUGACUCUGUUGGAGACGUUUGGGACUUCAGUCUUGAUCCCAUUGCCUUAAAGCUUUUGCCAUAUGAACAGUCUUCCUUACUGGAGCUCAUAAAGACAGAAAACAAAGUUCUAAACAAAGUGAUAACUGUUUAUGCUGCUCUUUGCUGUGAAAUAAAGAAGUUAAAAUAUGAGGCAGAAACGAAAUUUUAUAAUGGCCUUUUGUUUUAUGGAGAAGGAGCCACAGAUUCCAGCAUGGUAGAGGGAGAUUGCCAAAUACAGAUGGGAAGAUUUGUUUCUUUCUUGCAGGAACUGUCUUGCUUUGUUACCCGGUGUUACGAAGUGGUGGUGAAUGUAGUGCAUCAGUUGGCUGUUCUCUAUACCAGCAACAAGACUGCACCUAAAAUUAUAGAGACAUCUGGAGUUCAUUUUCAGGCAAUGUAUGAGCAUUUGGGAGAGUUGCUUAUGGUCUUAAUCACUCUGGAUGAAAUAAUUGACAAUCAUGCCACUCUGAAAGAUCACUGGACCAUGUAUAAGAGGCUGCUCAAAUCAGUCCAUCACAACCCUUCUAAGUUUGGGAUUCAAGAAGAUAAACUGAAGCCAUUUGAAAAGCUACUGUUAAAACUGGAAUGCCAGCUCCUUGAUGGGAUGAUAUUUCAGGCCUGUAUAGAGCAACAAUUUGAUUCUCUGAAUGGUGGAGUUUCGGUGUCAAAGAACAGCACAUUUGCUGAGGAAUUUGCUCAUACUCUUCGCACAGCUUUUGCAAGUGUUGAAGCCAAACUUGGUGAACCUUCAGAAAUUGACCAGAGAGAUAAGUACGUGGGCAUCUGUGGCCUCUUUGUACUGCAUUUUCAGAUUUUUCGGACCAUAGACAAGAAAUUUUACAAGUCAUUGUUGGAUGUCUGUAAAAAAGUACCAGCCAUCACAUUAACUGCUAACAUUGUAUGGUUUGCUGACAACUUUCUUAUACAGAAGAUGCCAGCUGCUGCCAAACUUCUGGACAAGAAAAGUAUUCAUACAGUUAAAACACAAAGGGAGAACUUUCUACAGCAGAAGGCGCAGUCGCUUACCAAAGACAUGCAGUCGUAUUAUGUUUUUGUGAGCUCAUGGAUGACAAAAAUGGAAUCUAUCUUGUCAAAGGAGCAGCGCAUGGAUAAGUUUGCUGAAGAUCUUUCUAACCGCUGCAAUGUCUUCAUCCAGGUUGGCUUUCUUUAUGCAUACAGUCUUAGCACCAUCAUUAAAACUACAAUGAAUCUCUACAUGUCAAUGCAAAAACCUAUGACCAAAACUUCAGUGAAAGCUCUGUGCAGGCUUGUGGAACUUCUGAAGGCAAUAGAACACAUGUUUUAUCGGAGAAGUAUGGUUGUGGCAGAUUCUGUGACGCACAUCUCUCAGCAUCUGCAGUAUCAGGCUCUUCAUUCUAUUUCUGUAGCCAAGAAAAGAGUCAUUUCUGAUAAAAAGUACAGUGAGCAACGCCUGGAUGUCCUUUCUGCUUUGGUGCUGGCUGAGAACACCCUUAAUGGGCCAAGUACAAAACAGCGGCGACUAAUUGUUUCCCUUGCACUAAGUGUGGGAACACAGAUGAAAACUUUCAAAGAUGAGGAACUCAUUCCCCUUCAGCUAGUUCUGAAGAAACUAGAUCUGAUCAGUGAACUUACAGAGCGAGUUCGAGUACAAUGUGACUGUUGUUUCUUGUACUGGCAUCGAGCAAUCUUUCCAAUCUAUUUAGAUGACGUGUAUGAAAAUGCAGUGGAUGCUGCUAGACUGCAUUAUAUGUUUAGUGCACUACGGGACUGUGUACCUGCUAUGAUGCAUGCAAGACACCUGGAAUCUUAUGAGGUGCUUCUGGAAUGCUAUGACAAAGAAAUCAUGGAAGUACUUAAUGAGCACUUGCUGGACAAAUUGUGUAAAGAGAUAGAAAAGGACCUGCGCUUAUCAGUUCAUACACACUUAAAGCUGGAUGACAGAAACCCCUUCAGAGUUGGUCUGAAGGACUUAGCUCACUUCUUCUUCCUGAACCCAAUACGUUUUUUCAAUCGAUUCAUUGACAUAAAAGCUUAUGUGACACACUAUUUGGACAAAACCUUUUACAACUUAACAACUGUAGCUCUUCAUGACUGGGCCACCUACAGUGAAAUGAGAAACCUAGCAACUCAGCGCUAUGGUUUGAGUAUGACUGAAGCACAUCUUCCCAGCCAGACUCUGGAACAGGGCCUGGAUGUUUUGGAAAUCAUGAGAAAUAUUCAUGUUUUUGUAUCCCGCUACCUCUACAAUCUGAAUAAUCAGAUCUUCAUUGAAAGAACAAGUAAUAACAAACAUCUGAACACCAUCAACAUCCGACAUAUUGCUAAUUCAAUUCGGACUCAUGGAACAGGAAUCAUGAACACAACAGUGAACUUCACAUACCAAUUUUUGAGGAAAAAAUUUUAUAUUUUCAGCCAGUUCAUGUAUGAUGAACAUAUCAAAUCCAGGCUUAUCAAAGACAUCAGAUUCUUCAGGGAAGUCAAGGAUCAGAACGAUCACAAGUAUCCUUUUGAAAGAGCAGAUAAAUUCAACCGUGGCAUCAGAAAACUUGGAAUAACCCCAGAUGGACAGAGCUAUCUUGACCAGUUCAGACAACUCAUAAGCCAGAUUGGCAACGCUAUGGGUUAUGUAAGAAUGAUAAGAUCUGGUGGACUUCACUGCUGUAGUAGUGCAAUUAGGUUUGUUCCUGAUCUGGAAGACAUUGUUAACUUCGAAGAGUUGGUGAAAGAGGAAGGACUCUCAGAAGAAACACAAAAAGCAGCAAGGCAGUUGGACUCUGUUCUCAGUGACCUCACACGUAACUUUGCAGAAGGAACCGAGUACUUCAAGAUGUUGGUGGAUGUGUUUGCUCCCGAAUUCCGCAGCCCAAAGAACAUGCACUUGCGGAACUUCUAUAUAAUCGUUCCCCCACUGACCCUCAAUUUUGUAGAGCAUUCAAUCAGUUGCAAGGAGAAAUUGAAUAAGAAGAACAAAAGUGGAGCAGCUUUCACUGAUGAUGGGUUUGCCAUGGGUGUGGCUUACAUUCUGAAGCUUUUGGAUCAGUACCAGGAGUUUGAUUCUCUUCACUGGUUCCAGUCUGUUAGAGAGAAGUAUGUGAAGGAAAUAAGAGCAGUAGCUAAGCAACAGAAUGUGCAGUCCAGUAAUCAAGAUGAAAAACUACUGCAAACGAUGAACCUUACCCACAAGCGACUGGAAGUUUGUUUACAGGAAUUUGAACUCCUUUAUUUCUCACUAAGUAGUGCAAGAAUUUUUUUCAGAGCAGAUAAAACUGCAGCAGAAGAAAGCCAGGAAAAGAAAGAAAAAGAAGAAUCUGUUAAAGCAAGCAAUGGAGACCUUUCCACCUCUGCACCUGCUGAUCCUGUUGUGAAAUGAUGUGGUUGGUAUGGGUGAUGAUUACUAACUCAAAUAACUCAUGGUCUUGUUGUUACCAGUAAUGCCC